GGACCUCUCCCGAAUCCAUAGGGCAACGCAGUUGAUGUAGCUUCUGGUUGUAUUCGUGAGAGCCCAGGGCGUCACCACUUCCUCGUUCUAUUUUUCCGGCCUCAUAAAAACAAAGCGGGAGUAUUGGGAGGAGGAUAAGCUUGGGAAGAGCCUGGCCACAUUGGUGGCUAUGACAACCACCACUUCCGGUCCGUUCCUCUUUACGGCCUACCUCAGCGCUGCCCGCGCGAAAUUUGUAUCCCUCUGCUUGUGUCCACCUGCUCCUGGGGAGCAGUGCAGGGUGGAGGAGGAGGAAGACAUCGAAGAGCCCUCCCAUUGGGGGCCCCAGAUCGCCACUUCCGGUGGCCAGAGGUAGGGAAGGAAACGAUCCCGACCCAGAGGGGACAGGUGAGGAGGAGAGGACGUGCCUCGCCGAGGCAGCUGCGAGGAGCGUGCCCAAGGGCGAAGGUCCAGGGAGCCCGGCUCCCGCGCACCGAAGACGGCCGCCAUGCCGGCCCGUUGUGUGGCCGCCCACUGCGGCAACACCACCAAGUCUGGGAAGUCGCUGUUCCGCUUCCCCAAAGACCGGGCCGUGCGGCUGCUCUGGGACCGCUUCGUGCGGGGCUGCCGCGCCGACUGGUACGGAGGCAAUGACCGCUCGGUCAUCUGCUCUGACCACUUUGCCCCAGCCUGUUUUGACGUCUCUUCGGUUAUCCAGAAGAACCUGCGCUUCUCCCAGCGCCUGAGGCUAGUGGCAGGCGCCGUGCCCACCCUGCACCGAGUGCCCGCCCCGGCAUCUAAGGGGGAAGAGGAGAGAGACCAAGCAGGCCGCCCGGACACGGGAGGAGAGCUCCAGGCAGCCAGGCAUUCUGAGACUGUCCCAGAUCCAGUCUCCUGUACACAUCCACGAGCUGGGAAGCAGGCUGCGGCUUCACAGAUUACGUGUGAAAAUGAAGUUGUGCAAACCCAACCCCAUGCUGAUAAUCCAUCUAAUACUGUCACUUCAGUACCUACUCACUGUGAAGAAGGCCCAGUGCAUAAAAGUACACAAAUUUCUUUGAAAAGGCCCCGUCACCGUAGUGUGGGUAUUCAAGCCAAAGUGAAAGCGUUUGGAAAAAGACUGUGUAAUGCAACUACUCAGACAGAUGAAUUGUGGUCUAGAGCUUCCUCUCUCUUUGACAUUUACUCCAGUGAUUCAGAAGCAGAUACAGACUGGGAUAUCAAGAGUGAACAGAGUGAUUUGUCUUAUAUAGCUGUACAGGUGAAAGAAGAAACAUGUUAAAAACUCAACAUCAAAUGCUCUGAUGUGCUAUAGAUUUUCAAAUCUUUACUCACAUAAUUAUCUCUUUGCUAUUAUAAAUCUUUCACCUCAAGAUAAUUUGACAGUUGAGUAUCAGCAAAAUUUGUUUAGCUCUAAGGCAAAAUUUGCUUGCUUGCCAACACAAUGAAGAUAAUCCCUAUCCACAAACAUGCCUAUUCUCUACUUUCACCUUUUUUUUUCUUUCUUUUAAUCCUUUUGGUAGAAAUCAGAUUACAAAGCAAAACCACAAUAUCAACAACAUUUCCUAAUCAAAAUUAAGCAUUGAAUAUUUAUUUAAGCUUAGUUCAGAAGCAGUGCUCCUACGGGACUUGACAUUUGCUAGUUAGAAUGUCACUACUCUUCUAAAUAAUUUGAAGGUAUAGAGCAAUAACACAGUAACAGUGAGCACAGCCAAGCCUGACACUACUAAAUGAUUUGGUAGUGAAGCCAGGACAUCUACCCUUGACUAUUUUUUAUGUUAUUUACUUAUUAGUUUGUCCAUUUGUAACAUAUAUGGAUCUGUCCUGUGAGCAUUUCUGAUGAAUCUAUGGUUCUUACAGAAAUUUUUCAAAGGGAAUCAAUUUAGAGAUAGAGUUUUCAUAUACUUACAUUAACUUAUUAAUGAAAUCUGUUUGCAUCAGUGCUUACUGCAACACAUUAAUUAGCUUGAUUAAUUUAGAUUAGAAUCAUUAACAUCAUGAAAAAAAAAAAUACUACAUUUCUAACGUAUUCCCAUUGCAGGUGUUAGGUUUUUUUUCGUCAACACUUCUCUUUUGAAUUCUACAUUUGAGAAAUAAACAUGGAAAUAUUAGCUGCCCCGUCUGCCAUUCACCAGGAAAAAUUUCUAUGGCAAUUUUGGACCAUGAAGUAAACUGUUAUAAUAGUUUCUGAGAACCAUACUAUAACUUUGAUCUUCCAUUGAGAAUAACAAAAAUAAAUAUCCAUUUUACACCUCAUAUGUCUUCUUAGUUCUGGAUGAUUAGAAGAAUUUGCAUGUAUUUUUAUCCUAGAAGGUUUAAAUAAUACAUCAAAGUUAUUUUCUUCCAAAUCUAAUUUUAUGUCUGCUUUAAUUUGAAUAGUGUAAUUUUAAUUUUAA
Mandrillus leucophaeus (drill) is the source of this 2375-nucleotide messenger RNA. It is a transcript of the gene THAP10, whose product is annotated as THAP domain containing 10. Lineage: Eukaryota; Metazoa; Chordata; Mammalia; Primates; Cercopithecidae. The transcript has 3 exons. The coding region runs from base 488 to 1261 and encodes 257 amino acids. The record is from RefSeq and is a predicted model, not a curated record. Gene Ontology annotation, molecular function: sequence-specific DNA binding.